Messenger RNA from Uloborus diversus, 1650 nucleotides. It is a transcript of the gene mRpS30, whose product is annotated as 28S ribosomal protein S30, mitochondrial-like. Lineage: Eukaryota; Metazoa; Arthropoda; Arachnida; Araneae; Uloboridae. Gene Ontology annotation, cellular component: ribosome; mitochondrial large ribosomal subunit; mitochondrion. Gene Ontology annotation, molecular function: structural constituent of ribosome. Gene Ontology annotation, biological process: translation. The record is from RefSeq and is a predicted model, not a curated record.
UAUUCAAAGCAUUUCUCUUAAAAGUGCAUGAAAUCAGAACUCUACUUUAUUCGGAAUUUUAUUUCCCUACGUCGUUACAAUUUCGAUAAAAUCUCAUUGUGGUUCUCAUGUCUAAUGUGGUUUGGUUUUCAAACAUGCCUUUAUUUCGUAACAUUUUUAAGAAGCGAUUUAUUUACACGAAAGUUUAUGUUAACUCCUCUCGUCCUAUCCAACAGCUAGCUGUUGUGAACGAUGAACAGUGUCUUUAUCCACCAAUAAUUGAUACAUCUAAAGAAGGACUGCAAAGACAUGCUCGUCAAAUGUGGUAUGAUUCAAUCAAGGCAUUACCUACAGUUGAAGAAAAAAUGUACGAAUUAGCUUUGCAGCAGAGAUCGCAUUUAAAAGUCUUCCAACUAAAUUCAAUAUGCAAUACAUACGUAGGUGUUCCUUUUCAAAGCUAUAUUACGAGAACACACGUCAUAAAUGGUUUGCCAGAACAUAUUACCGGCAUCAAUGUCGAUCAAGAACUGGACGAAAUUCGAAAUGUUUUCUGUGAGGUGUUAUACAAAGAUAUUAUUCGAUCUUGGAAGGCGAACGAACAAAUGAAUUUGAGUGAGCUUUUCUCUAAAAAGGAUUCGGGUAUUCGUUUAUUACAAGCUUUAAUUGCCCAAAGCUACAAAAAACUGGGCAGGAAAAAUGACUAUAUACUUGAAUCUGUUAUCCAACAGAAAACAAGAAUCAAUUCUUUUUGGUGGCACUCUGGUUUUGAGUCAGAGAAGAAGAAAUUAUUUGAAGAAAAUUUAUGUUUCCAGUACUCGGAUGUAGCUGCAUUUUCUAUCAGAAUGAAACAGCCACUUCUUCCUAUUGUUGAUAUGAGUGAUCCACUUUGUGCUACUGCUGAUGUUCCAGAUUAUAACUUCAUCCCCAACACCUUAGGAUUCCAUUCAGAAAGAGAAAAAAUUAUAUCAGUGCCAGGCUACUGGGCUGGAGAUCCAUGUGAAUAUCCCUUGUUGCUUGUAUUCCCCCGUAGUUAUCUUCAAGUCUUGUUAAAGAAAAUAGAGAAAUAUGAUUUGAGUAAAAUUGAAGAAGGCUUUGCUGUCAUGGCUUCUUUUGGAUGGUUGAAUGCCAUUGCUACAUACCAAGGUUUUACUCCAUUUCACGACUUGACAUACCCAUUAGUGACCCAAACUAUUCUCACUAAUGGCAGGGAUUGGAAUUUCUUUGUUUAUCAGCUGAACACUAUUGCUUUUCACAGUGAUGUGGACAAAAAGGACAGGCGUAACAUCUGCUGGUCAUCAGGCAGGAUGCGCCUGUUUGACACCAUCGAAGAUGGCAAGUUAAAAGGAUUGAAUGAUGAAGUCUUUAAGCUUAUCCUCAGGUUUCUUCUCAAUGCCCCUCUGGAGAGGGAAGGUGUUGUGUUGAAGCCUCACCUCGGAGAAGAUCUCAGGACGGAAGAAGAACUGAGAAUAUUCCGGUUUUUUUUCAAGAGGAUGUAUAGUCGCUGCCCUGAUCCCAUGGCAUAUAAGAAUGAAGUUCCAACCUGGAGGAGGAUCUACAAGAUGCACCCCGAUGCUCCUCCUACACCUUAUAUUAGAAAUGACUGAAGAAAACUUUUUUUUUUAAUUUGAUUGAAUGUGUAAAACAUUUUACAGUCUGAAUAAAUAUGUUUCU